AUGGAGCCUCCCUCAGCCCCCCCGCAUAGAGGACGCGUCCCCUGGCAGGGGCUCCUGCUCACAGUCUCACUUUUAACCUUCUGGAACCCGCCCGCCACUGCCCAAGUCACUAUGGAAAUCGAGCCACUCAAUGCCAUGGAGGGGAAGGACGUCCUUCUACUCGUCUACAAUGUGCCACAGGACGCUAUAGGCUACAACUGGUACAAAGGGGACAAGGUGGACAGCAACUAUAGAAUUGUAAAAUACAUAAUAAGCACUCAGGUAAACAGCACAGGGCCUGAAUACAGUGGACGAGAGACAAUUUACCCCAAUGGAUCCCUGCUGUUCCAGAACGUCACCCUGAAUGACACAGGAUACUACACCCUACACGUUACAACGGCAGAUCUUGAGAAUGAAGAAGUAACUGGACAGUUCCGCGUGUACCGUGAGCUGCCUCCUGCUCUCCCUGCCAACAACUCCAGCCCCGUGGAGGAUGAGGACUCUGUAGCCUUAACCUGCGAACCCGAGACUCAGGACACAACCUACCUGUGGUGGAUAAACGGUCAGAGUCUCCAAGACAGUGACAGGGUAGUGAUGUCCCCGGACAACAGGACCCUCAUUUUACUCAAUAUCUCAAGGAAUGACACAGGACCCUAUGAGUGUGGAAACUGGAACCCAGUGAGUGCCAGCCGCAGUGACCCAGUCACCCUGAAUGUGCUCUAUGGCCCCGACGUCCCCACCAUUUCCCCCCCAGACUCCUAUUACCUAUCAGGUGCAAACCUCAACCUCUCCUGCCACGCGGCCUCUAACCCUGCUGCACAGUAUUCCUGGCUUAUCAAUGGGAGUCUCCAGCAAACCACACAAGAGCUCUUCAUCCCCAACGUCACUGUGAAUAACAGCGGAUCCUAUGCCUUCCUCUGUCUGUCCAUAGAGACAGUGGCACAGCCCUCCAUCCACGCCAGCAGCAGCACAGUCACAGAAGACAAGGACUCCGUGGUCCUGACCUGCCUCACAAGUGACACUGGAAUCUCCAUCCAAUGGAUCUUCAAUAACCAAAGUCUGCAGGUGACAGAGAGGAUGGAGCUGUCCCAGGACAACAUCACUCUCAGCAUAAACCCUGUCAAGAGGGAGGAUGCCGGGGAGUAUCAGUGUGAAGUCUCCAACCCAGUCAGUCACUACCGAAGUGACAUCUUCAGGCUGACCGUGGAAUUCAGCUUCGCAUUUCCACGGAUUGGUAACUCCUCUUUUGUUUCCCCAGGUCAGGACCACUCUGACAACUCACCAGACAAGAUCGAUGAAGUUGCAUAUUCUACCCUGAAUUUCAAAGCCCAGGAACCAACACAACCAACUUCAGCCUUCCCAUCCCCAACAGCCACAGAAACGGUUUAUUCAGAAGUAAAAAAGAAGGAAUGCAACCUGUCCAGCUCACUGCACUGCUGAUGUCUUCCAAGUCUCUCACCCUCAUCUCUAGGAGAUCCCAUUACCCUCAGGGGAAA
Messenger RNA from Propithecus coquereli (Coquerel's sifaka), 1475 nucleotides. Its product is annotated as carcinoembryonic antigen-related cell adhesion molecule 1-like. Lineage: Eukaryota; Metazoa; Chordata; Mammalia; Primates; Indriidae. The coding region runs from base 1 to 1419 and encodes 472 amino acids. Gene Ontology annotation, cellular component: plasma membrane; cell surface. The record is from RefSeq and is a predicted model, not a curated record. Gene Ontology annotation, biological process: regulation of immune system process; signal transduction. The transcript has 8 exons. Gene Ontology annotation, molecular function: protein tyrosine kinase binding.